UAGGAAAAUGGGGGUGAAAUGGCAGGGUGGAGGCGGCAGGCGGGUGGCUGGUGGUUUGCAGCCGAUAGAAGGAGUCGGGGAGCAGGGGGGUACACGGGGUUUGAGGGGUACACGGUGGGAGAGAGCGGAGGGAGCCGGGGGGCGCAGACCGGAGCGGUGAAGCGCUUGAUCUGCAGCAGCAGGCGGCCCGGGCCUGUGUACCGGCAUCGUAGAUUAGCAGCACAACAACAACAGCAAGAAACUUUUACAAACAGGGAUAAUCGUGCAUUAGCAUUUUGGAACAAAUCCUAUUGUUUCACGACGACAACAACAACAACAAAUAAAUAAAUUCUGACGCGCCCGCAAUUGUUGUACAACGUCAUCAACGCCUUUGGUACCUACAUGGGAGGAAUAUGGUGUACUUUAUAAACCAUGGACAGUCUGGGACUUCAAGCAGUGACACUCAGUGACGGCUCUAGCUCAUUCAUCCAGCAAGCUAUCAAAGAUGGGAAGCUGAUUGAAGGAGACACCAUCCAGUUGGAGGACGGUACCACCGCGUACAUCCAGCAGGUCACCGUGCAGCAGAAAGACUAUACCCCGUUCGAGGAUGGCCAGGCAGUACAGCUGGAAGAUGGCAGCACUGCCUACAUUCACCACAUGCUCAAAGAGGGCUAUGACCCCAGCACGGUGGAGGCAGUCCAGCUGGAAGAUGGCAGCACUGCGUACAUCCACCACCCCUCCGGCAUGCAGGCCAGCAACACCAUCCUGACCGUGCACACUGAUGGCGGGCUGGAGGAGGGCACCGUCGACCCAGAGACCAUCACCACCCUGGAGCAGUUCGCCAGCAAGAUGUCCGAGUCGGAUGUGGUGGAGGACAAUGGGCCCAGCAGCACCGGGCUUCAGCAGAGCGACUCUGCAGAGGAUCCCGGCGCUAUCGAGGUGCUGUUCCAGGAGUCGCGCAGCUCAGGGAAGUCUCAGCAGAGCGGGGAGAAGUCGCAUCGCUGUCAGUACGAGGGCUGCGGCCGGCUCUACACCACAGCUCACCAUUUAAAGGUUCAUGAAAGAGCUCACACAGGCGACCGGCCGUACAGGUGUGAUGUGCCGAGCUGCGGGAAGGCCUUCGCUACGGGGUACGGCUUGAAGAGCCACAUCCGCACACACACUGGAGAGAAACCGUACAAGUGUCCUGAAGACAUGUGCACCAAGGCCUUCAAGACAUCAGGAGACCUGCAGAAACACGUACGCAUACACACAGGCGAGCGGCCGUUCCAGUGCCCGUUCGAGGGCUGUGGCCGCUCCUUCACCACCUCCAAUAUCCGCAAAGUCCACAUCCGCACCCACACCGGGGAGCGGCCCUACAUGUGCGAGGAGCAGGGCUGCGGGCGGGGCUUCGCCAGCGCCACCAACUUCAAGAACCACAUGAGGAUACACACAGGUGAAAAACCGUAUGUGUGCACUGUGCCAGGCUGUGGAAAGCGCUUCACGGAGUACUCCAGUCUAUACAAACACCACGUGGUGCACACGCACUGCAAACCCUACACCUGCAACCACUGCGGGAAGACGUACCGGCAGACCUCCACCCUCGCCAUGCACAAGCGCACCGCGCACGGGGACUUCGAGGCCACAGAGGAGGCAGAGCAGCACCACUCCGACGACGGAGGGGAUCAGGAGCCCGAUCUGAAACGGCAGCGCAUCGCCUUCCUGACUGAGGAGGAUGGGGGCGCGGCCCCACACGUUGCAAUGGUAGCACAGGACGUCAUGGAGUCACAGGUCGCGCUGAUGACUCAAGACGGGACACAGCAGGUGAGCCUAUCCCAUGAGGACCUGCAAGCGCUGGGUUCAGCCAUCACCAUGGUAACACAGGACGGCAGAACAAUUGCAGUCCCUGCCAACCAGGGUGACAUCGCUGGGUCUGGCACCCACACAGUUACCGUGGUGACGGCUGAUGGAACGGAGGCACAGUCGGUGGCCAUUGUAACAGAUGGGAUGAUGGUUGGAGAUUCACAUGGAACAGCUCAGCAUUACCAACAGGUGGCGCUGUUGGCCACAGCAAACGGAACCCAGAUAGCGGUACAGCUGGAGGAGCAGCAGACCCUGGAGGAAGCCAUCAGCAUGGCCACAGCAGCCAUUCAGCAGGGCAGCAUGUCUCAGGACGAGGUGGUGGCUGAGCGAGGCUGCUGAGGAGCUCUCUUUCUCUCGCAGGCUGGGAGGAAACGAAAACCAGACGGGCAUGAAGAAACUGGAACCAGAGGCGCAGUCAGAGGGUGCGCUGCCAGCUUUUAAAAACAUUUCUUCUUCUUCAUGGCGCUUGUUUGAGUCCAAAAGGUAUUGCUUUUAAUUUU
Polyodon spathula (Mississippi paddlefish) is the source of this 2321-nucleotide messenger RNA. RefSeq names its product zinc finger protein 76-like. Gene Ontology annotation, molecular function: RNA polymerase II cis-regulatory region sequence-specific DNA binding; DNA-binding transcription factor activity, RNA polymerase II-specific. Bases 412 to 2160 code for a protein of 582 amino acids. The record is from RefSeq and is a predicted model, not a curated record. Lineage: Eukaryota; Metazoa; Chordata; Actinopteri; Acipenseriformes; Polyodontidae. The transcript is spliced from 14 exons. Gene Ontology annotation, cellular component: transcription regulator complex; PcG protein complex. Gene Ontology annotation, biological process: regulation of transcription by RNA polymerase II.